Nipponia nippon (crested ibis) is the source of this 2149-nucleotide messenger RNA. The record is from RefSeq and is a predicted model, not a curated record. Lineage: Eukaryota; Metazoa; Chordata; Aves; Pelecaniformes; Threskiornithidae.
AUGUCUGAAGACAUAUGUGAUGGCAUCCCAUCUGAAGAAAAGCCUGAAGUAAUGGAAAUGCCCAGCAAUGAGGCAUUGCCUCACGAGUCAGCACCAGACCUCGCAGAAGCUGAGAUCUUGCAUGAGUCUUCACAUGACGAACAUGGGCAGGCCACUCAGAGUGCCAGUAAUGGGCAGGAAGGAGACAUAUUUAUUAACAAAAACCCUUUGACUGAAAAAAUAGUUGAAAGUCUGCCUUCCAAUGGAGAGGCGACUGAAGACAUGCCCACUGAGUGCAAUGAGACCGUAAGCCUUGAUGCAGAGUCUGAAUCUGAAGAAACACUGCAUGAACAAAGCAGUCUAGCCACAGACUCCUCAUCUAAAGCAAGCAGAUGGGGAGCUUGGGGUACCUGGGGGAAGUCUCUCCUGUCAUCAGCUUCUGCCACAGUGGGUCAUGGGAUAACAGCAGUAAAGGAAAAAGCAGGAACUACCCUAGGAAUUCAUAACGCAAGUUCAGCAUCUUCAGAAACAGCAGAGCCUCCUGCAGCUGAAACACCAGUUAUCCAAGCAGAAGAUUCUCUGGAUCAAAGCUCUUCUGAGAAUAUUUCUUCUUCUCCUUCAUCUGGAUCUCGUGGCAUGUUGUCAGCUAUCACUAAUGCUGUACAGAACACAGGGAAAAGUGUAUUAUCUGGAGGCUUAGAUGCUUUGGAAUUUAUUGGGAAGACAACCAUGAACGUCCUUGCAGAAAGCGAUCCUGGAUUUAAGAGAACCAAAACACUGAUGGCAAGAACAGUUUCUCUGUCUCAGCUGUUGCGAGAAGCUAAAGAAAAAGAGAAACAGAGGCGGGCUCAGCAAGUUACAGUUGAAAGAACAGCACAUUAUGGACUACUUUUUGAUGAGUUCCAGGGUUUGUCUCAUCUGGAAGCUCUGGAAAUCCUGUCAAAUGAAAGUGAAGCCCAGAUUCAGUCAUAUUUAGCAACACUUGAUGGAGAGCAGUUGGAGACUGUGAAAAAUGAUUUAAUUGCUAUAAAAGAGAUUUUCGUUCCAAAGGAAUCAGAUGAUGAAGUGGUACAGGCACAGAAAGCAGAUAUGGGAGAAGAGUUUGUCAGCAUGCUCACUGAACUGCUGUUUGAAUUGCACGUUGCUGCUACUCCUGACAAACUUAAUAAGGCUAGGAAAAAAGCUCAUGAAUGGCUGGAAGAAGCCAGUUUUUCCACCCCAGUAGACAUAGAAGAGAAGCUAAAAGAAAAACCUGGAGAACCUGCUGAAGAAAAGACUGAAAAAGAAGAUAAAAUUGACAGUGAUAAAACAGAAGUAGAUAAAAAAAAAACUGUGGAGGAAAUCUACAUGCUGUCCAUUGAAAGUCUGGCUGAGGUAACUGCUCGUUGUAUUGAACAGCUUCAUAAAGUAGCAGAAUUAAUUCUACAUGGGCAGGAAGUAGAAAAAACAGCUCAAGAUCAAGCAGAAGUACUGACAAAUUUAACAAGUGCCAUGUGCAAUGAAGUUUCGUCUUUAUCAAAGAAGUUUUCCGAUUCUUUAACAGCAGCUGGGAGCAGUAUGAAGGCAGAGGUUCUUAACCCCAUCAUCAACAGUGUGCUAUUAGAGGGUUGCAACAGUACCACUUAUAUUCAGGAUGCCUUCCAGCUAUUGCUUCCAGUUCUGCAAAUUUCACAUAUCCAGACCAGUUGUUUGAAAGCUCAAGAGUGACAGUUUCCCAGCAGUUGUCACCACAGGGCUUAAUGGAAACCACAGACCUAAUGUCUUUAAUGUAUGCAGAUAGGCGGGAUGGUAUGAGAGAUGCCUGGCCACUUAGAGUCCUUUGAAGACACUAAACGCGGUUUUGCACAUACAAUAUUGAACAACAUCUUGAAACCCUUCCAGACUUUUAGACUUUACAAGUAGUUAGUAAAGUGAGUAAUUUCUUUUCCAUUAGAGUAUAUCCUUUGCAUUAAUUUAAACUGAAGUUUAUUGAUAUUAGCAUUGACUUAAAUACGGAUUCUAAAUGUUGACCCUUUCAGUUGUAGACGAUGUAUGAAGCAAAUUAGAAUGUAAAGUUUUGUAAAACAUUUCAGCCCAAAUGACCAUUUCCAUGGUUUGCAUCCUGUCAGGUAAAAAUGUAUAUCUCAAAAGUUGGUUUCAGUAUUUAAUUUUAGCCAACAUGAACAAAUUA